Molecule: messenger RNA, 2017 nt
Organism: Panicum virgatum (switchgrass)
Lineage: Eukaryota; Viridiplantae; Streptophyta; Magnoliopsida; Poales; Poaceae
Product: protein GAMETE EXPRESSED 1-like
Exons: 6
Coding region: 49-1869 (606 amino acids)
Source: RefSeq, a predicted model, not a curated record
GUCAAGAAGAACGCGGAGUGAUCCUCGCGUAGUAGUCGUCGGAGAACGAUGGUGAGGAGCGGGGGAAUUCUUCGCCUCCUUGCCAUCUCGAUCCUGCUCUUGCGCUCUGCACCCAAUGCCGCGUCGUGGAGCAUCUUCUCCAGGAGGACGUCCAAAGACGAGGCCGGAACGCCGCCGCCGCUGACGGUCGCCCCCGGCUUCUCGAUCGACCCCCGGGGCGCGCGGCUCGUGGACAACGCGCGGCGCCGGAUCGAGGGCCCGGCGGCCUGCUGGGCCCAGGCCUACACCCGCCUCUUCGCCAGCUGCGCCGACAUCAUGGCCGACAAGGAGCUCCACUCCAGGCUCGCCUGGCACCUCAGCAGCUGCUUCCAGGAGGACUCCGGCCGCCCGCCGCUCCCCGACUGCCCGGACCGCUCCGCCAUGCUGCACUGCCGCAGCCGCCUCUCCGACUCCGAGGACAAGGUCUUCCUCGAGUUCUUCCUCGAGACCAACACCCUCUGCCACCAGCUGCAGGCCGAGGCGUUCAAGCGCAGCACGGAGAGGCUGGUGAACGACCUCUCCAGGGCGUCCAAGUCCGCGCACGACAAGCUCGAGACCAUCGAGGAGAGGUCUCACCGUCUCCUACAAGAAUCCGAGAGCAUCCGCGGCGAGCUGUCGUCCGUCGCCGCGCAGACCAAGCACCUCACCGCGGCGUCCGCCGCCGUCGGGGCUCAGAUGGGCCAAGUGCUGGACCACUCGAGGGCCAUCUCCGAGCAGUCCAAGGAGAUCGCGGCCGCGCAGGCGGAGCUCAGGGCCGGGCAGGCCGCGAUGAGGGGCGCGGUGGACGCCGGCAUGGCGCGGGUGGAGGAGUCCUACAAGACCCUCGGCGACGGGAUGGACAGGCUCAGGGACGACGCCGCGGCCGUCGAGAGGGGGGUCAGGGCCGUCGGCGACGCCGUGGCGUCGAGGAUGGACGGCCUGCAGCGCGCCGCCGACGACAUCGGGAGCGCGGCCGGCAGGUCGCUGGAGAACCAGAUGCGGCUGCUGGAUGGGCAGGCCAAGGCGAUGCGAGAGCUCAACGAUCUCCACGGCUUCCAGGCACGAGCACUCGAAGAGAGCCGGGAGACGAUUCAGAGGCUCGCGCAUUUCGGCCAGAAGCAGCAGGAGGAGCUGCUGGCACGGCAAGAGGAGAUCCGGAGCGCGCACGAUCAUCUCAUCCAGAAUUCUCACUCGAUACUGCAAGCUCAGGAAGAGUUCAGGGCGAAGCAGGCCAACAUCUUCGCGGCACUGGACAAGCUCUACGUCCUCCACAACGCCAUCCUCGUGGAGUCACGGUUCAUCAAGGCCUUCUUCUUCUAUUGCUGCAUCACCUUCCUCAUCUACUUGCUCACCAGCGCCAAGCAGACGUUCGACAUCAGGGGCCAGCUCUAUUUCGGUCUUUGCGUUACGAUUAUGCUGGAGAUUGGAGUGAUCAAACUGGGAGCUGACGACUUCAACACUCAGUUCUGGGUCCUGUCCAAGGUGCUGCUGGUCAGAUCAGUGUUCCUCGCCGCCGCUGUCGUCCAGAUCUUGCAGUCCAUCUUCACAUACAAGGAUUAUGAUGUUCUGAACCAUCAUCUGCUCCAAACGCUGGUCGAGAAAGUUCGGACUAUUGAAGGCAAUGCCUGCGGCGGAGGCAUGGCAUAUAAUCCAUACAUCUCCGAGAAUGAUGGAAGCCUGAGCAGCUACUCCUGGAUCUUCGACGAGUUACAGGACGAAGUGGACAGCAGGAUCGAUCCAGACUUCGUGCCGUCAAAAAAUGGCGUUCUACUGGAACAAAUCGGCGAAAACUCAAUCACCAAGUCAGACUCAAGGAGAUACAACCUCCGUCCGCGCAUUAGACCGUGCUAAUAGCAUAUAGAUUACGGCAGUUCUGCCAUAGAACUUGUAAAAAUAUCAACACUGGACUGAAGACUGAACUUUUGAGUUAAGUUGAAGAUCUUCUAGAUGAAUGGAAAGAAAACAGACAAUGUAACUGAUUGACAAGGUAGCAGAUAAA